GGGUAGCCUGGCAGCCCUUCCCCUUGGAGCUGGAGCGCGAAAGAGGGAGAAACAUUGAUCGGCCACCUCCUCUAUGUGCCUGAAGAUUGAACUCAAAGCCUAGAAACCUGUUUGGAGGUUAUGGAUGAUAAGCCCAACCCUGGAACUGUAAGUGGGAGUUCAGAACUUCUCUUCUCCUUUGGAGUUAUAGCAGAUAUUCAAUAUGCGAAUUUAGAAGAUGGCUAUAAUUACCAAGGAAACAGACGGAGAUACUACAGACAUAGUCUUCUGCACUUACAGGGCGCUAUUGAACACUGGAAUAAAGAGAGCAGUCCACCCUGUUGUGUACUUCAGCUUGGAGAUAUCAUUGACGGCUAUAAUGCACAGUAUAAAGCAUCAGAAAAGUCACUAGAGCUUGUUAUGAACGUGUUUCAAAUGCUUAAAGUCCCAGUUCAUCAUACAUGGGGAAAUCAUGAAUUCUAUAACUUCAGCAGAGACUAUUUAACAAACUCUAAACUGAACACAAAGUUUCUAGAAGACCAGAUUGAACAUCAUCCUGAGACUGUGCCUACAGGGAGUUAUUAUGCUUAUCAUUUUGUGCCAUUUCCUAAAUUCCGGUUCAUUUUACUUGAUUCUUAUGACUUGAGUGUCUUGGGCGUGGAUCAGUCUUCUCCAAAAUACCAGCUGUGUCUGAAGAUGCUGAAGGAGCACAAUCCAAAUAUGGAAUUGAAUAGUCCUCAAGGACUUUCUGAGCCUCAGUAUGUCCAGUUUAAUGGAGGAUUCAGCCAAGAACAGCUGAACUGGUUGAAUGAAGUCCUUACAUUCUCUGACACAAACCAAGAAAAGGUGGUGAUCGUGAGUCAUCUUCCCAUUUACCCAAAGGCCUCUGACACUGUGUGCCUGGCCUGGAAUUACAGAGACGCCCUGGCAGUCAUCUGGUCUCAUGAGUGUGUGGUGUGUUUCUUCGCUGGUCACACUCACGAUGGUGGCUACUCUGAGGAUCCUUUUGGUGUGCACCACAUCAAUGUGGAAGGGGUUAUUGAAACAGCCCCAGACAGCCAGGCGUUUGGCACGGUUUAUGUCUAUCCGGACAAAAUGAUGUUGAAAGGGAGAGGUCGAGUUACAGACAGAAUUAUGAAUUACAGGAAGGAAAAACCUUUUCCAUUUUUAGUCUGAUUUAUUUUAUCUUUGAUGACUUAGCUUUGUGUUUUUGCUCCCCUAUCCCACCCCUAAGUCCUCAGUCUCAUUGUUUAAGAUUCUGUUGGCAUAACAAGAUAUAGUUAUGGCGUCAGGGUGUGUUGGCUCAUAGACAUUCUGAAGUGUCAAUUCUGGGUCGAAUAUCAAGUGCUAAAAAUUGAAAAUGAAUGGA
Molossus molossus (Pallas's mastiff bat) is the source of this 1348-nucleotide messenger RNA. It is a transcript of the gene ADPRM, whose product is annotated as ADP-ribose/CDP-alcohol diphosphatase, manganese dependent. Bases 121 to 1155 code for a protein of 344 amino acids. NCBI's taxonomy places the organism in Eukaryota, Metazoa, Chordata, Mammalia, Chiroptera, Molossidae. The transcript is spliced from 5 exons. Gene Ontology annotation, molecular function: manganese ion binding; ADP-ribose diphosphatase activity; CDP-glycerol diphosphatase activity. The record is from RefSeq and is a predicted model, not a curated record.